Guyanagaster necrorhizus is the source of this 1680-nucleotide messenger RNA. RefSeq lists its product as uncharacterized. The record is from RefSeq and is a predicted model, not a curated record. Bases 1 to 1680 code for a protein of 559 amino acids. Lineage: Eukaryota; Fungi; Basidiomycota; Agaricomycetes; Agaricales; Physalacriaceae. The transcript has 5 exons.
AUGCACGUGUCCCUGCCGGCUGCCCAACUCCGGCUGCCGCUGACGAGGCGAGAGCUUGACAAAAACGACCACCCCUCGAUGCACUUUGCGCUUCGUUUUCGAUUUCUAUGCAACAGCAGCAGCAAGCACAACUCCCGAUUUUGCCUAGGCAACGCGGAUUCUCGACCGCCCGCCUCUGGGCCCCCUUCAGCGCCGGUGACGUCUGAUUUCUCUUCACAAGUUGAUUUUCGAACCAAGAUCAUUGAGAUCCUCGCUGGUACUGCUAAUGGGUGCCUCGCAGAACUAGGGUAUUACCCUACUCUGCACCAGGAUAUGCAGAACUUGAAGGUCCAAAAUCAGUUCUUGAACAAUUGUCUUAAAGAAAGGGAUGUUCUUAUGUCGCAAUGGCAGCAAGAGAAUAGAGGGUUGUGGGAGGACAAUCGUCGUUUGAUAUCCCUCGAUGCGGAGAUCAAGGCAAAAAUGGUGGAGAUUGAUACCCUCAAAGCGGAGAUUAUGGGAAAGGAUAUGACCAUCAAAGAGCUGAAUCGUCAGGUCAGAGGAGUUCCUACGCGCGAGGCCGAUGCCUAUCAGAAUCUCCUUCGCGAGCAUCAAGCGCUACUAGGAAAGCAGCGUGCCACACAUAAUGAGAAGAUGAUGCUGGAGAACACAAUCAACCAGCUAAAAUCGAUGGAUAUCGUACCGAAGAAUCAGCAGGGCGUGGCAGGACCAUCAUCCCAGCCAAUGCCCCAACAGCCCGUCCAUCCUCCACUUGCUCAAGUCCUUCCGUAUCCCAAACAACCUGUACAAGACCAGGGUGUUGGACUGGGACAGACCGCUGAUCAACAGGCUCAGCCAAUGCAGCGAGCACCCCAAGCCAUAUAUGUUCCUUCGUCCAGGCCUCCGAAUACACCCCUCCAUAUGAGUACCCAUUCUUUGCCACCCUCUGUCAGCCCUACUCAAAUACCUCCUACCCCACCUAUGAGCGCGUUUCCCGUCCAGAUAUCCCCACCAAUAGUGCCACCAAUCACGCCUGCUUCCGUUCAAGCAAACCCAUACCCACGAAUGGUAACCCCAAAUCCUCAACCACCUUCAAUUCAGGCACAUCCUUCGUUACCUCAGCCACAAACAACACCAUCCUCGCAAGUUCCGAUAUCGCCAGAACGACCCCCGCCUCAGACGCAGGUUCAGAGUGGUAUUGUUCCACCUACUCCUCCUGUUUCUCAUAAAUCGAUGUCACCAGAAGCUUUCACUGAGACGAAACCCGUCAUUCACGCGGCAGGCGACAUGCCUUCAGUUUCAGGUCCUGGGUUCGAAUCUAAUAAUCCUUCGUUGAAGCGCUCUGCUAGCACAAGUGGGGAUGAACCACCUUCGUCCCCCAAGAGGGCAAAAGUGGAGCAAGCGGAAGAUCCUCGCAUGAGCACUUCCAUUGAGGUGUCGAUCCGUGAUAAUGAUGAAAUUGUAGAGGUUGAUGCGACUGGAUUGAGACCAAUCUCAGUUGUUGUGGCGGAGGAUAUGGUGAUCCCGGACGAAGCAGACCCAAACAUCAAGCAUUGUCUCUUUUGCCAAGCACGGUACGAAAAAGGUGCCUUGAGCGAACCCCCAAAGCCAUUUGUCAACAACCCUCAGGAGAUGGAGAAACAUAUGCUUGACGCCCAUCCAACCGCUCUGGAGUCGCUACGGAAAGAGAUAUUUGAUGAAUAG